Molecule: messenger RNA, 1338 nt
Organism: Centruroides sculpturatus (bark scorpion)
Lineage: Eukaryota; Metazoa; Arthropoda; Arachnida; Scorpiones; Buthidae
Gene: Pgk
Product: phosphoglycerate kinase-like
Exons: 11
Coding region: 96-1310 (404 amino acids)
Biological process (GO): glycolytic process; gluconeogenesis
Cellular component (GO): cytosol
Molecular function (GO): ADP binding; phosphoglycerate kinase activity; ATP binding
Source: RefSeq, a predicted model, not a curated record
UUGACCUUCGUAAGGUCACCUUCUUGACAGACGACAGUAAUCGAGAAGGAUAUACCGGGUAAAGUUGAACAGCAAAUUAUCCUGCCGAAAAUAUAAUGGCUCUCAACAAACUUUCAAUUGAUAAAGUAGAUAUUAAAGGAAAGAGAGUGCUUAUGAGGGUUGAUUUUAAUGUUCCUUUGAAAGAUGGAAAAAUUACAAAUAACCAAAGAAUUGUUGCUGCAUUAGAUACAAUAAAAUAUGCUUUGCAAAAUGGAGCAAAAAGUAUUGUUCUUAUGAGCCAUUUAGGAAGACCAGAUGGCCAAAGGAAACCUAAUUGUUCUUUGAAACCUGUGGCAGAAGAAUUGAAAUCUCUAUUAAAUCAGGAAAUAAUAUUCCUUAAUGAUUGUGUUGGACAAGAAGUUGAAUCAGCUUGUGCUGAUCCAUCACCAGGUUCCAUUUUCUUAUUAGAAAAUUUACGUUAUCAUAUUGAAGAAGAAGGGAAAGGUGUUAAUGACAAAGGAGAAAAGAUUAAGGCCAAUGCAGAUGAUGUUGCAAAAUUCAGGCAAUCAUUGACAAAAUUAGGUGAUGUGUUUGUGAAUGAUGCUUUUGGAACUGCACAUAGAGCACAUAGUUCAAUGGUAGGUGUAGAGUUGCCACAAAAAGCUUCCGGAUUUUUGUUGAAAAAAGAACUUCAAUAUUUUGCAAAGGCAUUAGAAAAUCCAGAACGUCCAUUUUUAGCAAUUCUUGGAGGUGCAAAAGUAAAAGACAAAAUACAAUUGAUUGAAAAUAUGUUGGAUAAAGUUAAUGAAAUGAUAAUUGGUGGAGGAAUGGCUUUCACCUUUUUAAAAGAAUUAAAAGGAAUGAAGAUUGGUGGUUCUUUGUAUGAUGAUGAAGGAGCAAAAAUAGUUUCUAAAUUAAUGGAAAAAGCAGCAAAAAAUAAUGUGCAAAUUCAUUUGCCAGAAGAUUUUGUUACUGCUGAUAAAUUUGAUGAAAAAGCUAACACAGGUACAGCCACAGUAGAAACUGGUAUUCCUGAUGGUUGGAUGGGUUUAGAUUGUGGUCCAAAAAGUGUGGCAACAUUUAAAGCUUCAGUUGGACGAGCAAAAACAAUUGUUUGGAAUGGUCCUAUGGGUGUAUUUGAAUGGGAGAAUUUUGCCCAAGGAACGAAAGGAGUGAUGGAUGAAGUUGUUAAUGUGACAAGUAAAGGAGCUACUACUAUUAUUGGUGGAGGUGACACUGCAACAUGUUGUGCAAAAUGGAAGACAGAGGAUAAAGUUAGUCAUGUUAGUACUGGUGGUGGUGCUAGUUUAGAACUACUAGAAGGUAAGUAAUAGAUAAAAUUACUCAAAUAUAAAAUUU